Molecule: messenger RNA, 1413 nt
Organism: Temnothorax curvispinosus
Lineage: Eukaryota; Metazoa; Arthropoda; Insecta; Hymenoptera; Formicidae
Product: odorant receptor 13a-like
Exons: 5
Coding region: 184-1392 (402 amino acids)
Biological process (GO): sensory perception of smell; detection of chemical stimulus involved in sensory perception of smell
Cellular component (GO): plasma membrane
Molecular function (GO): odorant binding; olfactory receptor activity
Source: RefSeq, a predicted model, not a curated record
CCUACCCAGUCAUGCUCGAGUUUCUGGUCCCGCCUGACCAUCUGUCAGUCGUGAACCCGAAAUGCGGGAACGGAAUUAACGGAAAUUCAUAGUGCUCGGGGAAAGAACGGUACACAAGCGCAAAAUUCGUGAUACAGAAUUCAAUCGCGUGUUAAAUUUGAACUGAAUAAAAAAAAGCUAAUCAUGAAAGGCUCGUCGAAGACAAACCGGCACGAAAACGAUUUCAAUUACGCCGUGCAAGUGACUCGCGUUAUCCUGCGAAUGAUCGGCACGUGGCCGAUUCCCGGUUACGCUUCCAACGUGGAAAGAAUCGCGACCCGCUUGCAAAACGUCAUUUGCUACUUUCUGUUCGCGUUCAUCAUCGUGCCGGGUCUGCUGCGGGUAUUCCUGAAGGAACACGAGUUCAAACGUAGAGUCAGAUUGCUCGCGCCGAUCCUAAAUUGUUGGAUGGGUUGCAUGAAGUACAGCCUGCUCAUAUACCACGCGAGAGAGAUUCGAUCUUGCGUGAAGCAGGCUUGGCAGGAUUGGAUUGACGCGAUCGAUUGGAACGAUCGGCAAGCGAUGCUGUCUAAAGCGAAGGUGGGCCGGAAGUUCGCGAUCUUUUCUGCCGUCUUUAUGUACGUCGGUGGACUGUCUUACCGCACUCUCGUGCCGCUCUCAAAGGGUCGCAUGCUCACGCCGAUGAACGUCACGGUGAGAGCGUUGGCCUGCCCGAGCUAUUUUGUGAAAUUCGACGGAGAGGUUUCGCCGGCAUACGAGAUCGUCUUCACUCUACAGUUCUUCGCAGGAUUGAUCACGUAUUCGGCAAGGGUGGGCGCGGCCGGAUUGGCUGCGUUUUUCAUCAUGCACGUUUGCGGACAACUGAACGUUUUAAUCAACAAGCUGCAACGUCUCAAUGACAUGCCGCAGCCCGAUGAUCGAGCUAUCGCGAUAUUGCUAGCUGAUAUCGUGGAGCAUCAGAUAAAAAUAAAACAUUUCCUGAAACAAGUAGAAAAAACUAUGCGAUAUGUAUGGUUAGUGGAAAUAAUGGGCUCUGCUAUACUCUUAUGCCUUUCGGGAUACUACAUUAUUAUGGAAUGGGAGAAUAGUAACUCGACAGCUAUGUUAACUAUGUCUGUGAUGCUUACGUCAUUCACUUUCUCCAUUUUUACUAAUUGCUACGUCGGUCAACGGUUGACAGAUCAGAGCAUCAAGUUUGGGUUAAUGACGUCUACGACGAGUUGGCAUCGUCUUAAGUACAAAAGAGCUCGUACUUUAAUCCUGAUAAUGGCAAUUUCCAACAUUCCGGCGAAAAUCUCAGCAGGCAGAAUUGUAGAAAUGUCUCUACCUACAUUCAGUAACAUCGUUAAAACAUCAAUGGCAUACUUUAAUCUGCUCCGAAAAUUCACAUAAUUGUGAUGAAAUAAUUUUAUC